This is a messenger RNA of Aricia agestis (brown argus), 852 nucleotides long. RefSeq lists its product as uncharacterized. The coding region runs from base 87 to 527 and encodes 146 amino acids. The transcript has 3 exons. NCBI's taxonomy places the organism in Eukaryota, Metazoa, Arthropoda, Insecta, Lepidoptera, Lycaenidae. The record is from RefSeq and is a predicted model, not a curated record.
GCGCCAGCGCAGCCACUCAGUCGCAAACCACACGUUGGCAAGGAUUUAGCUUUUUACAACCGGCACUCGUAAGGUGUUCGCUCAAAAUGAAAUACUUGAUCGUAUUCGCUUUAUUUGCGUGCGCUUUCGCGGGCGAGGAGAAGAAAGAUGAGGAGCGGCCGUUGACGUACAGGCGGCUGAUCCCAGCUGAUGUCCUGAGAGACUUCCCCGGCAUGUGCUUCGCUUCGACCCGCUGCGCGACCGUCGAGCCCAACAACUCGUGGGACCUGGCGCCGUUCUGCGGCCGCAGCACGUGCGUGGUGAGCGAGGACAAGCCACCCAGGCUGCUGGAGCUGGUGGAAGACUGCGGACCCCUGCCCCUUGCCAACCCCAAGUGCAAACUUGACACUGAGAAGACCAAUAAGACCGCGCCCUUCCCCGGAUGCUGUCCGAUCUUCACUUGCGAGGACGGUGCCAAGCUGGAGUACCCCGAGCUCCCCCUCCCCCCCACAGAGGAGGAGAAGAAGGAGGAGGAGACGAAGGCAUAAGUUAAUUCUAGCUCUAAGUCCAGAAGGUGAAGUCGUCAACAAAACUGAAAUUCCAAAAAAAGCCUCAAUUCAAAACAUCAAAAAAAAUAUAUGGCCGCCAAAUUUUAAACCAAAAACCAGUACAAAUGGCGGGUAGUUGUGAAAAGCGUCGGGGUUAUCGCUUUCUAAACGUUUUUUGAACAAUGGGUCAGGCCGCUUCCGUUUCCGGCGCGGCCAUUGUGCGACGAAUUCAUUGGCCUCUCUAUUCCUAUUUAAGAUAAAUAAUUGUGAUAUUGAUACGUUUAAUUAUAGUAAAAUAUCAAUAAAAAAAUUACAAAAUUUCUAA